AUGAGCUUUGUGUAUAAAAUAGAUAAAAGCUCUAGCACAGAUGAAACAUCAGUAGUGGAUGAUCCUUCAAAACCAUCCUUUUACGAUACCACCCCUGCAAUCCCCAACUUCCUUUAUUUUAAGCGUAAAAAUCAAGGAUCGGCAGGAUUAUCUAGUUCCAGCCUGCACUUUGAUGAUACUGAGAUGAGCCCAACUCAUUUUUCUCAGUCAAGUGCAACAUCUCCCAGUAUAAUAAGUGCAGGAAAAGCAAAUAUGUCAAGGAAUUCACCUGUUUCAGUCGCGGCAACGCCUAACAAAGCACCCCUGGAUACCAGUCAACAUAUGAUGCCUAUGCCUUCCAGUCAACAUAGGCCUGUGCCUGAAAAAUCUAAUAGCACCUCAUAUCAGGAAACUGUUCUUCAAACCCUUGCCAACAUCUCAUAUACUCUUGAAAGGAUACAGAAACAACUGAGUAGGAUAGAACUGCAAAGUACUGUAUUCAGAGAUGGAAAAGAAAACAGGUGCCCGGAAUUGCCAGAGGGUGUGCAGUUACCUAUAGCAAGUAUGGAGGUAUUUAAUAACUUUCUGCUUGCUUUGGACAAUGAUGCCCUUUUUGUAUCUCUGGCUUCAUACUUAUCCUUCAGAAUUGGGCAGAACAAUGUUGUAGAUAGGCUACUGACAUUUCUCCUUAGUGAUAUUUUCUCAACUCAGCUUAAUUGGGCUGGUCGCAAUGGGAAAAGAGCCGUAAAAAAAAAACCAAAUUUGUGGAAUUCAUUAAGUAUACUGUUGAAAAAAAACUUGAAGAUUGCGGAUGAAGUGGUAGAGGCAAAAAUUAAGUCCUGGUUGAAACAUUCCUCGGAUCGACUGAAGAGAGAGAGAAACAAGAACUAAAGCAGUAUAUAUUGUGUAAAUAUUGUUAUCAACUUGUACAUUCAACUGUAUUGUGUAUAAAAAAGGAAAUAAAUAAUUACCAAUUCAUUGUAUUAAUUUAGUACUGUUCUCAAUUAUGU
Messenger RNA from Uloborus diversus, 989 nucleotides. RefSeq lists its product as uncharacterized. Lineage: Eukaryota; Metazoa; Arthropoda; Arachnida; Araneae; Uloboridae. The transcript is spliced from 8 exons. Bases 1 to 870 code for a protein of 289 amino acids. The record is from RefSeq and is a predicted model, not a curated record.